UAAAAGAAGCAAAUUUGAGUUGGUUUUGGGCUUUGGCGUCAGCUUCGAGAAAUUGUGCGCGACAACGUAGCAAACAGUGUAAAUGGAGCUUUGAUAGCGAACGGAAGGACAAAACUACUGCCGCUGCUCAAAGCUGAUCUCAAGUCGAGUGUUUUUUAACAUAGUGAUUCGAACAAAAAAAAAUAAUAGAAACUGCUGACAUAUCAUAGAAACUGUGCGUGUGUUUUUAACUCUACAAAAUGGCAAAACUCUUUGUUGUUUUUGCCGUUUUGGCUUUGGCGGCCAUUGGCGCAGCCAAUGCCGAAGAAGCGCGCGUUAAGCGUCAAGCCACAACCGAGGAGCCCAAGAAGGAGGAGUCUUUCGAGAAGGAGCUGUGCAAGGACAAAGAUGCCGGCGAAUGGUUCCGUUUGGUAGCUGGCGAAGGUGACAACUGUCGCGAUGUCAUUCAGUGCACCUCAUCGGGCCUGCAAGCCAUUCGUUGCCCAGCCGGUCUGUACUUCGAUAUUGAGAAGCAGACCUGUGACUGGAAGGAGUCGGUGAAGAACUGCAAGGGCAAGAACAAGGAGCGUCGUGUGAAGCCUCUGCUGCACACAGACGAGCCGCUCUGCCAGGAUGGUUUCCUCGCCUGCGGUGAUGGCAACUGCAUUGAGCGCGGCCUUUUCUGUAACGGCGAGAAGGAUUGCUCAGAUGGUUCCGAUGAGAAUACUUGCGAUAUCGACAACGAUCCGAAUCGCGCACCACCCUGUGACCCUGCCGUCUGCGUGCUGCCCGAUUGCUUCUGCUCGGAGGAUGGCACCUCGAUACCCGGCGAUUUGCCUGCCAAGGAUGUGCCCAUGAUGAUCACGAUAACGUUCGAUGAUGCAAUCAACAACAACAACAUUGAGCUGUACAAGGAGAUCUUCAAGGGUCGCAAGAAUCCCAAUGGCUGCGACAUCAAGGCCACCUAUUUCGUCUCCCACAAGUACACCAACUAUUCGGCGGUGCAGGAGACUUCGCGUAAGGGUCACGAGAUUGCUGUGCACUCGAUCACGCACAACGAUGAGGAGCGUUUCUGGUCGAAUGCGACGGUCGAUGACUGGGCCAAGGAAAUGGCCGGCAUGAGGAUUAUCAUUGAGAAAUAUGCGAAUAUUACGGACAAUUCGGUUGUAGGUGUGCGUGCUCCAUAUCUGCGUGUCGGCGGCAACAAUCAGUUCACCAUGAUGGAGGAGCAGGCCUUCCUCUACGACUCGACCAUUACAGCUCCACUAUCGAACCCACCAUUGUGGCCAUACACCAUGUACUUCCGCAUGCCCCAUCGCUGCCACGGCAAUCUGCAGAGCUGCCCCACGAGAUCGCACGCCGUGUGGGAGAUGGUGAUGAAUGAGUUGGAUCGUCGUGAGGAUCCCGCCAAUGAUGAAUAUCUGCCUGGCUGUGCCAUGGUGGACUCCUGCUCGAACAUCCUGACUGGCGAUCAGUUCUACAAUUUCCUGAAUCACAAUUUCGAUCGCCAUUACGAUCAGAAUCGUGCACCGCUUGGUUUGUACUUCCAUGCCGCCUGGCUGAAGAACAAUCCCGAGUUCCUGGACGCCUUCCUCUACUGGAUCGAUGAGAUCCUGGCCAAUCACAAUGAUGUGUACUUUGUGACCAUGACACAGGUGAUACAGUGGAUGCAAAAUCCACGCACCAUCAGCGAGGUCAAGAACUUCGAGCCCUGGAGGGAGAGGUGCGUGGUGGAGGGCAGACAAGCCUGCUGGGUGCCAAAUACCUGCAAGCUGACCUCCAAGGAGGUUCCCGGGGAGACCAUCAACCUGCAAACCUGCGUCAGAUGCCCCAACAACUACCCAUGGGUCAAUGAUCCCACUGGCGAUGGUUUCUUCUAAGUCAGCGUGCGAGAGAGUAAGAGAGAUAGAGAGAGAGCGCGAUUGUGAGAGAGCGAAGGAGAUAGUGCGUUCGCAUCCAAGCAGCCCCAAUCCAAAUUCCUACAGUCACCUACACACUACUCGACUUUUAUUAUUUCAAUAUACUCAAGACUUCUUUUAUAUUGUACUUUUUAUUUCGACUGUGCCGCGUUUUAAAACGCUACAAAAACGCGCUCGGCUAAGUCUGCUGUGUUACGUUAUUAAAAAACAAAAAAAAACAAAACAAAACAAUGAAAACAAACAAAAAGAACAACAAAAUUGACAAAUGACAA
Molecule: messenger RNA, 2170 nt
Organism: Drosophila montana
Lineage: Eukaryota; Metazoa; Arthropoda; Insecta; Diptera; Drosophilidae
Gene: serp
Product: chitin deacetylase-like protein serp
Exons: 4
Coding region: 240-1859 (539 amino acids)
Biological process (GO): carbohydrate metabolic process
Cellular component (GO): extracellular region
Molecular function (GO): chitin binding; hydrolase activity, acting on carbon-nitrogen (but not peptide) bonds; protein binding
Source: RefSeq, a predicted model, not a curated record